AUGGGCCCACCAAGGGGGGGGGGGGCAAAACCACACCACCCCGGCCAUGGCCCCAAGAGGGAGAAGCGAGCGGUGGCGGGGAGCAAAGGAGCCACUGCAACUGAACCCAGAGCACGGGCAGGGACCACCGGCAUACAAGGGUGGGUCCGGCCCCCGGGGAAGAGGCAAGGCCCACCCCCCUGGGCCAGUAAGCACACGAGACCCCCUAGACACCCGAGAACCCCCCCCAGAGCAGCCUGCAGGACCCCCCUAAACUCCUCCCCAGGCCCCAAUCCACCCCAUCCCGGACCCCACCCCAGACACCAAGCCCAAGAACGGGAGACCGCCAAAGCAAAAACAGGGCAACACCCCACCCCACGGAAACUGCGGCCCCAAACCCACAGCAGCCAUCCGCCCCCCAGUGCCAACACUCGCGUCCCACCACCACCACCCAUCCCUCCAACGAGCCACAGGACUCCAGGCCCCAUGAGCCCCAGAGCAGGGCCCCGAGACCACAUCAGAACCGGCGAGGCAGACCACCCCCCAUCCCAGAGCCCCAGACAUCCACAGCCAGGCCCCUUGUCUCAUCUCCUGGCUCUAAUCUGCAGACAGUCGUCCUCCGGGCUCAUCACACAGCUGCUGAGUGGAGCUGAACAGGAUCCACUAACCCUACCUCCCCGCCCGCAUCACCCGCCUCCGCCCUACCAGCAGUGUCAGACAGUCGUCUCCUCCGGGCUCAUCACACAGCUGCUGAGUGGAGCUGAACAGGAUCCACUAACCCUACCUCCCCCGCCCGUCAUCACCCGGCCUCCGCCCUACCAGCAGUGUCAGCAUGGUCACCACGUGUCACCUCCCUGCUCUAUGCUCAUUGGCUAUGCCAAGAAAGGGUGGCAGGAUGGCUUUGAUGUGUCCUGCAUCAGCCUGACCCUUCCAGUGGGAGCCUAG
This is a messenger RNA of Thalassophryne amazonica, 924 nucleotides long. RefSeq names its product basic proline-rich protein-like. The record is from RefSeq and is a predicted model, not a curated record. The transcript is spliced from 5 exons. The coding region runs from base 1 to 924 and encodes 307 amino acids. Lineage: Eukaryota; Metazoa; Chordata; Actinopteri; Batrachoidiformes; Batrachoididae.